Malus domestica (apple) is the source of this 1259-nucleotide messenger RNA. NCBI's taxonomy places the organism in Eukaryota, Viridiplantae, Streptophyta, Magnoliopsida, Rosales, Rosaceae. The record is from RefSeq and is a predicted model, not a curated record.
AUUGCCAUCGCCCCUUCACUGCUGUUCAGAUUGAAAUUUCUAUUUAUUUACGAAAUUGCCACCGCACUGUGUGCAAUACUUUUCCGUCUGUUCCAUCCUCUCUUUCAUACCCUCUUUCUCUCCCGACUCUCUCUGUAAACAUCCAUCAAAUCCCCCCAUCCCUCCCUUUUCUCACUUUGUAACUUCCCUCAGAUCCCUCACCGAUUCUCUCUCUCGCCAUUCUCAGUCUCGCCAGCCGCGAACUCCUUGACGGCUCGCCAUUCUCACUCUGUAUGUUCGGCUGAGAGAACUCAUUCAACCGCAGAAACGAGGUGUGAAGAAACGAUCGGAGGAAGUGGGAAAUGGCGAGUGCAGUGGACCCAAUUUCAUGGCAGGUAACCAUCUUCAGUUUUUCGGUUUGAUUUAAAGGGAUUUUUUAGGUAGAAAAGCUAGGGCUUUCCGUACCCACUCAGAAGUUUGUACUGCCUCAUCAUUAGAACUGUUUCCUUUUGCUCUUCUUCUCGAAACAAGGUUGCAGAUCCACAGGCCAUCAAGAUAAUUUGGUUCAUGCUAAAGUUAUUGAAAGUACGAUGGAACCAGUGAUCUUUCAAAAAGCUACGAAAACUUUGCCUACACUGUCCUACACUGUCCAUCUCUGUUCUCCGCUAUCCGUCAUUGUAAGGGUGCUCUGCAAGAAGGCCAAGGAAAUAUUAAUGGAAGAAAACAAUGUCCAGCCUGUAAAAAGCCAUGUAACUAUCUGUGGUGAUAUUCAUGGACAAUUCCAUGAUCUGGCGGAGCUUUUCCACAUUGGAGGAAAGUGCCCAGAAACAAACUAUUUGUUUAUGGGAGAUUAUGUGGACCGUGGCUAUUAUUCAGUUGAAACAGUGACUGGUUUUGAUCAAUGGCAAGCCCAAAAGGCCUUACUAUCUGCCUCUGGAGGUAUGCCAGCUAUGAAAAAAUACCAGUAUGAUGAUGAUCCUGUGCUUGCUACAUGUGGUAUUUCUAUAAAUAAGGACUUGACUCAGGUCAAGGGCGGUGUUCUUGAGACUCCGAAGUGGGUUGGUCUGAAUUGCAGGAUUAUUAAGGUCUGGAAAAGUUGUAGCCUGAGAUGGACCAACUAUCAGAGGCCAAACUUGAAGAGAGGUGUGGGAUUUAGUUUCAUGCCAGGGGUUGUAAUGGGUGGAUUGGAUGUGUGCAUGGAAGAUGAGAAGACGAUCUUCAUGUCCCUCGAAACUUCGGGAAGCUCGAUGAUUCGUCUAUGUUUCGCAAACAGGUGUUGA